Molecule: messenger RNA, 468 nt
Organism: Adineta ricciae
Lineage: Eukaryota; Metazoa; Rotifera; Eurotatoria; Adinetida; Adinetidae
Source: the annotation of a GenBank genome assembly
AUGUCAUUCAUUGAAGUCGAACACGAUGAUCAGAUUGGCUGGUUUUGUAAUGAUGAUUUAAUUCUUGUUUGCGAACGGGAAAUACUCAUGAAUAACCCGUUUAUGAACGACGAUCAGCUGCAAUCGAUGCAUGGGAUUCGUCGUCGUUACGUACCAAAAGUUGAUUUUAAUGACAAGAAACUAUUUCCUUCGUUCUCCAUUCGAAGGAAUCAGGAUGAUGAACUUCAUUCGGAGUUAGAUUCCAUGUUAUCUUGCAGAGAAUACGUUAGUAAACAGAAUCAUUUCUUUGAGCGUAAACUGUUUCAACAAGCACAAGCAGCACAAGCGGACGAAGAGAAAAAACUCGAAGAAUACAGAAAACGGCGAGAAGAGCAACGAAAACGGCAGCAUUUAUUCCAUAUCACUCGUUCUGAUGAGAAACGUUACAUACCACAUGUGCGAAAAAGACCAUCGCGAUUCGAUCAUUGA